Messenger RNA from Aegilops tauschii subsp. strangulata, 870 nucleotides. NCBI's taxonomy places the organism in Eukaryota, Viridiplantae, Streptophyta, Magnoliopsida, Poales, Poaceae. The record is from RefSeq and is a predicted model, not a curated record.
AUGCCGCCGCCGGCCUCACCUCCAUCGCCUCACCUCCGUCCCCUCCGACAAGGCGAGCCCCGCGACCCCACAAGACAGCCGCCGCCCAAGAAGAAGAAGCAGCUGACGCCCGAGGAGCGGGUCGUGCAGUCGGCCAAGCGGAAGGGCCAGAGGCACGCGGCGGACGCAAGGGACGAAGCAGUGGCCGUCGCCGCCCUCACCGUCGCCGCACAGCAGGAGGAAACCAACGCCCAAGUAAUUUGUUUGAUUCUGGAAGAAGAAGGUGACAUCGAUAAGUUUAAAGGUUACAAACCAUCGGCUGCAGAUGUAUCAAAGGCUAAGCGGGAACCUCCCAAGCCUAACAAUGAGGUCCAACUGUCAAGUGUAAAAGGCACCGGUCCUGACGGUGGUAUUCUGAAGGCAGACAUUGAAGAUUACUUGGCCAAGGGUGGCAAGAGCGAGUCUUUUGCAGCUUCAGGAUUAGCUUGCACUGAUAUUCCAAAUGCGCAGAUAAGAAAGGUUACUGCAGACCGCCUCUUAGCCUCUAAACAAACCAUCCCACAUUACUACUUGACAGUUGACACACCCGUCAACAAACUUAUCAAGUUGCGAGGGGAACUGAACCCACUGCAGGAAGCAUCUGGUGGAAAGAAGAUAUCUAAAGACCUUGUUAGAAAGGAUGCAGACAAGACAGGACUUGCUACAAUCGGUGAGGAGGUGAAGCGGUUGGCUCAAAGAGCGAGGGAUAACAGCUUAAAACCACAAGACUAUGAGGCAUUUAGUGAUUUUCCAGAUUUUGUCUGUAGUGAUAGGGGAGGCUACCCUGGGUCUAAUAAUGGAAAAUGCAAUUAUAUCUCGAAGAUGAACUAUUACUUGAGGGCUGGAGAAUAA